Messenger RNA from Cyprinodon variegatus (sheepshead minnow), 3116 nucleotides. RefSeq names its product insulin-induced gene 1 protein-like (gene insig1). The transcript is spliced from 6 exons. Lineage: Eukaryota; Metazoa; Chordata; Actinopteri; Cyprinodontiformes; Cyprinodontidae. Bases 175 to 1005 code for a protein of 276 amino acids. Gene Ontology annotation, cellular component: SREBP-SCAP-Insig complex; endoplasmic reticulum. Gene Ontology annotation, biological process: cellular response to insulin stimulus; SREBP signaling pathway; SREBP-SCAP complex retention in endoplasmic reticulum. The record is from RefSeq and is a predicted model, not a curated record.
CUGAGAUUGUUUUCUGCAGGGGAAGCUGCUGUUCUCGUUGGUACGGUCAGCUCACUCUUUACCCGCGGAAGGAAGCAACACUUUGUGUGCUUACUGAAAACGAUGUGAACGAAACAACGAUAUUCGUGUGAUUACUAGAAAAAGCAGGAAGACAAAGAGAGGAACCCUGGCUGAAUGAGCAGCAGUGGAGGUUUCUGUUUCAACCAGCCUCUGAAACCCUCUGGACACCAAGCAGCACAAAGGGGCCAAAUGCCCAGAUUAGAGGACCACUGCUGGAGCUGCUCUUGUUCACCGAAAGCUAAAAGCAAGAAUUUGUCCGGAGCGAGCCCGUUCGUUUCUAAGGCUGAAGAGAUGAUGUCCAUCAUCACCGCGAUGCUCAGCAGCGCCUACGGCUCCCUGCAUGACGUCCGCACCGCCAACCUCAUCCGAAGGGGUCUGGUCCUCUUCACGGUGGGGGUGUUCCUGGCGCUGGUGCUCAACCUGCUGCAGAUACAGAGGCAUGUGACCCUGUUUCCUGAAGAGGUGAUGACAACCCUGUUUUCAUCCGCCUGGUGGAUCCCACCGUGCUGUGGGACAGGAGCUGCUGUAAUCGGUCUUCUGUACCCCUGCCUCGACAGCCAUUUGGGAGAGCCCCACAAGUUCAAGAGGGAGUGGGCCAGUGUAAUGAGAUGCAUCGCAGUGUUUGUCGGUAUCAACCAUGCCAGUGUUAAACUAGACUUUGCCAACAACGUGCAGCUCUCGCUGACCCUGGCGGCCUUGUCUUUGGGCCUGUGGUGGACAUUUGAUCGCUCCAGAAGUGGCUUUGGUCUGGGCAUCACCACCGCCUUCCUGGCUACUGUCAUCACACAGCUGCUGGUCUACAACGGAGUAUAUCAGUAUACAUCUCCUGACUUCUUGUAUGUGCGGUCCUGGCUCCCGUGUAUCUUCUUCUCAGGCGGUGUUACUGUGGGUAACAUCGGACGGCAGCUGGCCAUGGGAGGCGUUGAGAAACCCCACAUGGACUGAGUGGCCAACUCCAACACCAAUAAAGAGGCAGACAUAAAGCGAGGAACAGUUUGAGCUAAACUGGAUUAGUGGGUUUGGAGGAAAGAGAAGGAUAACCUAGGAAAAAAGUGACUCCUGGUUUCGGACUCCAUCCUUUGUUCUGAUAACAAAGUACAGGUCAAUUACGCCCCAUCAGCUAAUGUGCCAUGUCCUCCCAACCUCCUCACAGCCAAACAAAUCGCCAUGCCUGUUUUCCUCCAUCACCAUGAUGCGUCCUUCACACCAAACCAGAGGAUGGACUUUGCCUUUUGUAGGUUUUGUUUUUUUUUGAAGUGACAUUGGACACAUUCUCUUUCUGUUUGUUUCGUUUCAUGAAGUGGACUCCAGGAGUGUUUGAGCAUGGAUGUAUUUUUUUUCUCUUAGCAGGAAAGUGUUUGAGACUUUCUUUUUUUAAAGCCUUAUUGUGAUAUGGUCAUAAAAGGGAACUAAUAGACUAAAUGCUGACCCACCGGUAUUCACUCUAGCAAAAAUAGGUAUUCAGUGGCAUCGCAUGGGCCCAGUCAAACCAAAUUAAGGCAUUCAGUGUGAAAAGUUUUCAGUAAACUCGCAAUUGUUUGUGGGGUGGAGAUUGAUGGUUUACAAUGAUGAAGGAAUAGUUUGGGAAACCAUUUGCUUUCAUUCUAAUUCUUUGCUGAACACCUGCAACAUUUUCCUACAGAAUCAUCUUAAAUGAGCUAGAAUAGAUUUUUGCAAGGGCUUUAACCAACCUAUUUAGGAUGCAUGACUUGAGGCUUAUUUCUUGGUCACUGAUUCAUAGGUGGGAUAAUCAGCAAAACUGAUUGACCUGAGCUUUUUUCAGGUUAACUGCCUGCAGGAAAAAAAAGUAUUAUUUCUCAAAAACUGCUUCUUCUGGUACAGUUAAUUAAGCCUUGCUUUACCUUCUAAGAGUCAUAGUCAUUAAAGCAAUUCAUUAGCUCUAGUUUCCUCACCUCAGUGAAGUUAAACCAAAGUUUUUGUGCAAGGCCUUGUAGAUUUGAUACGAUGCAAGUAAAUUAUUGCAGGAUUGCUUAUUUCUUGCAUCAGGCCUCACUGGCUCGCUGGUCUGCAAUUGGACUCUUCCAAAAGUUUGUAAUUUGGAAAUUAGGCUUUGAUUUUUCAUGGGGAGAGAAAAACUGUCUGCUUGACUUUUAAGCAAAUUGUAAAACGAGGCUCGUUGGCUGGUUAGCUUCAGGAAAAAUUUAAAAUAGAUACAAAAAUAAGCUCAUGGAGAUUAACUUUGCAUUUGUUUUCAGGAUUUUAGUAGAAAGCAAAACAUUUUCCUAGCGUGUUGAUUUAUUUAGAUGUUAAAAGGUGGAAUGAAAAGCAAAAGUGCUGUCAGUAAAAAGUGCCAUUGUUUGGAUUAUUCUGUGAAAAUAAGCACAGGCCUUUGUGUUUAAGAUAUUUUGAGUACUAAGUGCAAAUUUCACCAUUUAAAUUUGUUUUGCUUGUAAACAAAAAGCAGCCGUAUUGACUCACGGUUGGGUGUCGCAAUAAGAUCUAUAUUUUUAAAGACUAAUUUCUACCAUUUAAGUUUGUGGGCAAAAGAAAAGGAUUGUAAUUAAAAGGAAAAGAGAAUGUACCACUAGUAUAUCGUAUAUCCACCCCUUUAAGCUAAAUGUCACAUUAAAUCUUGUGAUUACUCAUAUUCCCAGUUGCAUAUAAAAACUCAUUUAAAAAAUGUACAGGUGGGACAUUUUAACUUAAGAUUUGCAAUCUGUGAUUGCCUGUGUUUUAUAGAAUGUAGUGCUUUUGUCACUAUAAGGGUUUUGUUUUCUCCUUUGUGUAAAGAUAAUGUCAUUAGUGCUCCGAUUGUUUAAAAGCGUCCUGUCAAUGUAAUCACACAGGUAUUACCACACUAGACCUUCAGUAUCUUUAGUGUUUAGGGGUCAAAAGGAUUAAGUGCAAUCACAUCACACAUGAGCCGAUCAUUAUUCUUCUUAUUUAUUAUAUCUGACAAAGGCUAAAGAAUAAUCUAUGUACAUGCAGUUUGAAUUGUUUGGGGGGGGAAAAUAGCAAUAACUUCUUUUUUUUUUUUUUUGUCAGAUUACAUGCCUUUGAGUCAAAACCAGUGACUCGCACCAGAGAAAAGAUUU